This is a messenger RNA of Morus notabilis, 1282 nucleotides long. Its product is annotated as aquaporin PIP2-7. Gene Ontology annotation, cellular component: plasma membrane. The transcript is spliced from 4 exons. The record is from RefSeq and is a predicted model, not a curated record. The coding region runs from base 114 to 959 and encodes 281 amino acids. Gene Ontology annotation, biological process: transmembrane transport. NCBI's taxonomy places the organism in Eukaryota, Viridiplantae, Streptophyta, Magnoliopsida, Rosales, Moraceae. Gene Ontology annotation, molecular function: water channel activity.
CACACUUUGUCCAUCCACAGAUCGCUCAGACAGUUCAACAAACGCAUACAAGACUACUAGAAAGCUCUCUGCUUUAUCUUUCUCUCUCUAAAAAAAAAAGACAGAGAAAAUCAAUGGCGAAGGACGUGGAAGUAGUUGAGGGAGGAGAGUUUCAGGCGAAGGACUACCAUGACCCGCCGCCGGCGCCGCUGAUAGACCCGGAGGAGCUGACCCAGUGGUCCUUCUACAGAGCUCUGAUCGCGGAGUUCAUAGCGACGCUUCUGUUUCUGUACGUCACGAUCUUGACGGUGAUCGGAUACAAGAGUCAGAGCGCCACCGACGAAUGCGGCGGCGUCGGGAUUCUCGGCAUUGCGUGGGCCUUCGGUGGCAUGAUCUUCAUCCUCGUUUACUGCACCGCCGGUAUCUCUGGAGGGCACAUAAAUCCGGCAGUGACGUUCGGGUUGUUCUUGGCAAGGAAGGUGUCACUGGUAAGGGCAGUGUUGUACAUUGUGGCGCAGUGUCUGGGGGCCAUAUGCGGCACCGGCCUCGUUAAGGCGUUCCAGUCAUCUUACUACAACAGGCACGGCGGCGGCGCCAACACCCUCGCCGACCACUACAACAAGGGCGUCGGCCUAGGCGCCGAGAUCAUCGGUACCUUUGUUCUCGUCUACACCGUCUUCUCCGCUACCGAUCCCAAGAGGAAUGCCAGAGACUCCCAUGUUCCUGUGUUGGCACCAUUGCCCAUUGGAUUUGCAGUGUUCAUGGUUCACUUGGCAACCAUCCCAAUUACUGGAACUGGUAUCAACCCAGCUAGGAGUUUUGGAGCCGCUGUGAUCUACAACAAUGACAAGGCCUGGGAUGAUCAGUGGAUUUUCUGGGUUGGACCAUUCAUUGGAGCUGCCAUUGCUGCAUUCUACCACCAAUACAUCCUCAGAGCAGGCGCUAUUAAGGCUCUCGGAUCCUUCAGGAGCACUGCUUAAUUUUUAUUUAAUUAAGCAUUUUCCUGUUUCUAUGCAGUUAAUUUCCAAAAGAAUAACAACAAACAUGAAGAGUGCAAAAGUCUGUUCUGAUCAAGCUCGUUUCUGUGUAUUAAUAUAUGUCCUUUGCCUCUCUAGUGGGAAUGAAGAAAUGUGAGGGCCAAAUUUGGAAUUGUAGAUAAGCAUGUUCUGUGGACUAUGGACUAUAUGGGCAAAGGGUGUAUUUUUGCAUAUCCCUCUUUUCUCUCAUGUUGUACUUUCUUUGAUGCUAUAUUCGCUUGUAUUUAUGUGGUAUUGGUCAGAAUUUGUGUAUCCUUAUCCUUUUA